Ictalurus punctatus (channel catfish) is the source of this 1183-nucleotide messenger RNA. RefSeq names its product sulfotransferase family 5A, member 1 (gene sult5a1). Gene Ontology annotation, cellular component: cytoplasm. Gene Ontology annotation, molecular function: sulfotransferase activity. NCBI's taxonomy places the organism in Eukaryota, Metazoa, Chordata, Actinopteri, Siluriformes, Ictaluridae. Gene Ontology annotation, biological process: sulfation. The record is from RefSeq and is marked provisional.
ACAUUUGUACAUACACACACACACACACACACACAGACACCCAGACUGACUCACAGAGAAAUGGCUCGGCUGGAAGUUACAGAGACUUUUCAGGGCAUCACUUUUCCUGGACACCUGCAUACUCAGGAAUCCCUUCGCUAUGGUACCAACUUCAAAUUUCAAGACUCAGACAUUCUGAUUGUUACCUACCCCAAAUCAGGGACGACAUGGAUGCAAGAAGUUGUCACACUGGUAUCAUGCAGAGGAAAUCCGGUAAAAGCUCAAACACAACCUAACUGGGCACGAGCUCCAUGGCUUGAGCAGUACUACUGCCCUGAUGUUCUGAAGGCAACACAAGGACCUCGGGUCCUCACCACUCAUCUGCCAUACAAACUACUGGCUCCUGCACUCCAAGGCUCCAAGGCAAAGGUCAUAUAUGUGGCAAGAAACCCAAAAGAUGUGGUAGUAUCUUAUUACUACUUCCAUAAAAUGGCCAAGUUCCUAAACGACCCAGGCACAUUCUCAGAGUUUCUGAGCGCUUUUCUGGAAGGAACAGUGUACUAUGGGUCUUGGUUUGAUCAUGUGAAAGGAUGGACCAGCAAUGCACUAAACAUUGACAACUUUCUGUAUAUCACGUAUGAAGAGAUGUGGGAGGACCUGUGUGGUUCCAUGGAGAAAGUAAGCCGAUUCCUGCAGUGCCCCCUGCUGGAGGACGAGUUGAACAGCGCCCAGAAGAGCUGCACCUUCGACUCCAUGAGAGAGAACUGCAUGGUGAACUACACCCUGAUUCCUCAGGAAAUCAUGGACCACAGCAAGGGCAAGUUCAUGAGGAAAGGUCAAAUCGGAGACUGGAUCAACACUUUCUCCCAGGAGCAAAGUCGCAACUUUGAUGUAGUGUAUGCUUCCAAGAUGGAGGACUCCAUGCUGAAGUUUGUGUGGGAAACAAACAAAGUGUAGACACAGAAAUCUUGCCUUUCUUCACCACAUGAAAUAGCACCUUCUUCUUAUGGAUCUUAUUAUUAUUAAUGUCUUGUCGUGUUUUCGAGUCAGUCGUUCCAUGCCUUAUUGCCUUCACUAAAGCUAUUUGAUUUUGUACAGUUAUUAAGAGUGUUGUGAAGAAGCACAGCAACCACUUUGCACUUUGGUUAUUGGAUAACUUGCACCCAAUGACUAAGGAAAAUAUUAAAUGUUUUAUGCUGCUUAA